This is a messenger RNA of Alternaria hordeiaustralica, 582 nucleotides long. RefSeq lists its product as uncharacterized. The record is from RefSeq and is a predicted model, not a curated record. Bases 1 to 582 code for a protein of 193 amino acids. The transcript has 2 exons. Lineage: Eukaryota; Fungi; Ascomycota; Dothideomycetes; Pleosporales; Pleosporaceae.
AUGGCCACCCUAUCAACAUCACCCAUCUCCGCUCUCUGGGUCUCCUGGACAGACAUGGAUAAACUCGUCGACGUCGAAAUCUACAACUCACCCCAAAUGACCAAAUGGACAAAGGCCCAAGUCAAAUCCCAGUUCGCCUCCAAAGACCUCGCUCCCAUCUGCUGUCCCCACCUCCGCGCUUCCCGCAUCCCAGAAGCCAUUGUCGGAAUCAAUAAUUCGCGGAACAACGCCCCGGCUAUGCAAUACUACAUGGCAAACAACAGGUUCUGGCUCGCACACCGUAUUUUAUUGCAGGCGCAGUUCCAGUCUGCGGUGAGGUUUACGACGGAUGAGUGUUACUAUUUGCUGGAGGAGGGGGAGGCGGUUGUGGAGGUUAAUGGACGGCCGUUGACGGGCGUGGAGAAGGGAAUGUUGGAUGUUGAGCCGGGGAAGGUGGAUAUGAGUGAGCUGCAGCCGACGGAGAUGAAGAUGCAUCUUGGAGUUGCGAUGAGGAUUCCGCCGUAUACGGUGCAUUGCUUUAAGGUCAAGGAGGACAGUUUGGUUACGGCCGGGUGUAUUGUGCCGAGGGGAAGGGAGGAGUAG